Messenger RNA from Callorhinchus milii (elephant shark), 1774 nucleotides. RefSeq names its product solute carrier family 22 member 6-A-like. Gene Ontology annotation, molecular function: transmembrane transporter activity. Gene Ontology annotation, biological process: transmembrane transport. The coding region runs from base 68 to 1774 and encodes 568 amino acids. The transcript has 11 exons. Gene Ontology annotation, cellular component: membrane. The record is from RefSeq and is a predicted model, not a curated record. NCBI's taxonomy places the organism in Eukaryota, Metazoa, Chordata, Chondrichthyes, Chimaeriformes, Callorhinchidae.
AUUCACCGACUCUCAGUCCACAACAGUCUCUCGGUCAUCAACAGCCUCGGAGUUAAGGUUUUCCACGAUGGGAUUUACUGACCUGCUGGAGAUGGUGGGGAGCACUGGAAGGUUCCAGAUGGUUCACGUCACGUUGCUGGCGCUGCCGGUGUUAAUGAUGGCCAGUCACAACCUGCUCCAGAACUUCGUGGCUGCCGUUCCUGAUCACCGCGCCGUAUCCGUGCGGACGCCCCUCGGCAACGCUUCCCGGCAAAGUCCCGGGAACGUGACGGGCGAAGUGCCGGCCGAGGAGCUGCUCCUGCCGGUGUUCAUCCCCCUGGACAGGGAGGGCCGCCCGGAGAGGUGCCGGCUGUUUGCUGAGCCUCAGUGGCAAUUCCUGGAUCCCAACCGCACCCACGAGGACGGCAGCUCCACCACACGGCCGUGUACGAAUGGAUGGCUGUACAGCCACGGGGACGUCACCAGCACCAUCAUCAGCGAGUGGGACCUGGUGUGUGAUCAGCGAUCUCUGAAACAGAUGUCACAAUCUAUCUACAUGAGCGGAGUAUUGGUGGGAGCCAUCGUAAUGGGCCAAAUGUCUGACAGGUUUGGACGCCGCCCUAUCCUGCUCUGGUCUCACUUACAGCUGGCGAUCACCGGAACCUGUGGCUCCUUCUCCUCGAGCUUCCCCCUGUUCUGUUUCUGGAGGUUCAUGUGCGGAGUGGCUGUGUCUGGACUCAUCCUCAACUCGUUCUCUCUCACGGUUGAAUGGAUUCCAACUAAAGUGCGGACGUCUGUGGCAACGCUGAAUAAUUACAGUUACACGAUUGGGCAGUUCCUCCUGGUUGGCUUGGCGUACGCACUAAGGAAUUGGCGUUGGCUACAGUUCGCAGUGUCCGCCCCCUUCUUCAUCUACUUCCUAUACUCCUGGUGGUUCCCGGAGUCGGCACGAUGGCUGAUAAUGAACGACAAAGCCGAUGUGGCCGUGAACCAGCUGAAGCGAGUGGCCAGGCUGAAUGGCAGGGAGGCCGAGGGCAGCAAACUCACAGCCGCGAUUGUUAAGUCACAUAUGGAAAAAGAACUUUCAAAAUGCAAGACUGGUUACAGUGUGACCGACCUGUUCCACACCCCCGUCAUGCGAAGGACGGCCUGUUGCACGAUGGUAGUUUGGUUCUCAGUGAGUUUCGCCUAUUAUGGAUUAUCCAUAGACCUGCAAGGUUUCGGGGUGAACAUUUAUCUGAUUCAGAUGAUCUUCGCUGCUGUUGAUAUUCCAGCUAAAUUGGUUGGUGUCGCUACCAUGAGUCUGAUUGGGCGACGGUUUACUCAGGGCUCGUCUCUCAUCUUGGCCGGCACCAUUAUCAUCAUCAACAUCUUCAUUCCUCAAGAAAUGAGCAAUUUACGCACCUCAUUCGCUGCGAUUGGGAAAGGAUGUCUUGCAGCUAGUUUCAGCUGCGCCUAUUUACACGCAGGAGAACUGUACCCUACUGUGGUCAGGCAGACAGGGAUGGGGCUGGUCAGUUCGAUGGCCAGGAUUGGAUCCAUGGUGGCCCCGCUGGUGAAGAUGACUGGUGAUUACGUUUCCUUUUUGCCGAUGGCAAUAUACGGUGGAGUUGCCGUCCUCGCUGGGAUUGUGGCCUUUUUCCUCCGGGAAACGUUGAACAUUCCUUUGCCAGAAUCGAUUGAGGGGGUGGAGAGCAGCUGGAAAAAAAAGAUGCAAAAGGAAAGCGAGCCCAAGAAUGAGGAGAUCUCUCUGCGGGAAACACCUCCCCCCUCGCUGAUGACACAGACUAUCUGA